Molecule: messenger RNA, 1132 nt
Organism: Paramecium octaurelia
Lineage: Eukaryota; Ciliophora; Oligohymenophorea; Peniculida; Parameciidae
Source: the annotation of a GenBank genome assembly
AAAUAUGUUUUUUUGUUAACCUUAAGUGGAAUUGACUGAAGAAUAGAAGAAGUUAAAAAGAUGGGUUAAGGAAAUCCAAUUAUUAUAACACUAUGGUAUUUUAAGUAUCUUAAUGUUUAGGGUUGAAGGUUGGUUUAAAUUAUUGUAUUUUUGAUUUCGAUGUGGAAUAUCUAGGGAAGAUCUAUAAGAUUCACACAUUCAGCGGAGGUCAGAACAAUAAAGUAUGUCAUAUACUUAAUUAGGAAACAAUAAUACUACUCCAUGGUUACGGUGGAUCAAAUCUUCAUUAUUCCAGGAUUUAUGGUGAAUUGAUAGAGAAAUUCAAGGUAUACUCUUUGGAUCUACCUGGAAUGGGAUACUCAAGCAAAUCAGAUAUAAAAAUGGACUCUUUUGAAGAAGCAAUGGAUUUUUUUAUGGGAACUAUUUCUAAAUUGAUUAUGGGGUUGUGUCCAAAUCAGUAAGUGACUCUGAUUGGCCAUUCAUUUGGUGGUUUUAUAGCUGCCCAUCUUCUUGUGAGAUUUCCAAAACUAUUCAAAAGAUUAUUGCUACUAAGUCCUGCAGGCACUACUUAUUACACAGAGGAACAGAUUAUGUAAAUAUGUUGAUCAUUAUAGUCAAAAACAAGACUACUCCUAAAUGUCUUUUCUGAGGAGAAAGAUGAUUGAGUAUGGCAAAAGCUUAUGGGAAGGGGUGUUUGCAAUCCCAUAAUAUUUGAAUGAUCGAUUCAUUGGGAGAUAAUUUAUUAAAAUCUAUUUAAAACACAGAAUGCGUUUAAGUGGAAAUGAAUACACUCUCUGGAAAUCUUACAUUGAUGAAAUGUUGGAAUUGCCAGAGGGAUCAGAAAAGUCUAUAUGCUUGUUUUUCCAUUUCCCAAUCUUUGCUAAAGGUCACAAUUCGAUUGAGAGUAUAUUAUCAAUGAAUAGAAAUCAAAUUAAGAAUAUUCCAAUUUCGUUUUAUUUUGGUGAUUCUGAUUGGAUGGAUCACCGAGGAGCAAUCAACUUGAAUUCCUAUUAAAAUGUUAAUCUCAGAGUAAUCCCCGAUGCUGGACAUCAAUUAAACUUCGAGAACCCUUAAGGUGUAGUUCGAGCCCUCCUUUAAGACAUAUUACAACAAUGAGAUUUGCUGUCUUUAU